AUGGUAUCAAAAGACUCAACAAGCGGUACAGUCAAACUUGCUUCUGGUCAUUCUUACCCCCUGACCGGAUUAGGUCUUUGGAAAGUCCCCCAAGAAUCAUGCGCUGAACUCGUAUACGGCUCUCUCAAAUUAGGGUAUCGGCUGCUUGAUGGUGCAGCAGAUUAUGACAAUGAAGUUCAAGCCGGAGAGGGUGUGACCAGAGCUCUGAAGGAAGGUAUAGUGAAAAGAGAAGACGUAACAGUUGUUAGCAAACUCUGGAACACGUAUCAUGCCGCUCAACAUGUUGAAGCUGCUUGCAGAAGAAGUUUACAAGACUGGAAUGUCGACUAUUUUGAUGUUUAUUACGUGCAUAUGCCUAUAUCCCUCAAAUACGUUGAUCCAAAGGUACGAUAUCCUCCCGGUUGGAGUUAUGAUGGAACACCUACGGGAGCGUUAGAAAUAGAAAACUCUCCAUUUCACGAAACAUGGAAAGCCAUGGAAAGUCUCGUGGAUCUAGGCCUAGUUCGUAAUAUAGCAAUCAGUAAUAUGCCAGGAGGUAUGAUCAUGGAUCUCAUGGCCUAUGCUAGGAUCAAACCUGCUGUACUCCAGGUAGAAUUACAUCCUUACCUUUCUCAAGUAAACCUAGUUCGUCUCGCUCAAGCAUUCAAAAUCCAUGUUACUGCUUAUUCCUCUUUCGGUCCUACUUCAUGGGUCGGAAUAUCCGAUACCGUAGUAGCCAAAUGUGAACCAUUAUUUACUCAUUCCACUAUCGAGAAAAUCGCCAAAGAUCACUCGGCGACUCCUGCUCAAGUCAUACUUCGAUGGGCAACUCAAAGAACGAUCAGUGUCAUACCAAAAAGUUCAAGCUCAGAACGUCUCAAGGGGAAUCUGGAGAAUGAGAAGUUUGAUUUGACAGAGGAAGAAAUCAAAGCUGUUGACGAAUUGAAUGUUAAUUUAAGAUUCGCGGAUCCUGCCGCGGCGGAUGCACGAUUAGGUGUAUACGCAUAG
Kwoniella shivajii is the source of this 987-nucleotide messenger RNA. RefSeq lists its product as uncharacterized. The record is from RefSeq and is a predicted model, not a curated record. Gene Ontology annotation, cellular component: cytosol. Bases 1 to 987 code for a protein of 328 amino acids. NCBI's taxonomy places the organism in Eukaryota, Fungi, Basidiomycota, Tremellomycetes, Tremellales, Cryptococcaceae. Gene Ontology annotation, molecular function: aldose reductase (NADPH) activity. The transcript is spliced from 3 exons.